AGCCCAAGUAAAAAGUCGACAUCGCUGAUCGCCAUCUUGGUAGGGUCAAUGCCUUUCUAGAUGACGGAAAGAUUGCAAAAGAGUUGCGUUGAUUCGAAAGAAAAGCGACAGAAAAGUCAUCGAGCAGACACAGCUCUUCUUCCGCUUCGAAGAGGGGGGAGCGUACUUUGAAAGCUACUAGUUUUGGUCUUUGCCACUAUCAAGAUGGCGACAAGAACGUGGCUGAAAACCCGGAAGGGGAAGGGCGACGAGUCGCCGUGAGGGACCUGUGGAAGUCUGCGCGCACAUGUGUGGUUGUUGGUUUUCGUAAUAUUCUACUUCGGUUGAGUCUCAUCCAAGAUGGGCAAGAAGGGCAAACUGGGCAAGAGCAGAAGGGACAAGUUCUAUCACUUGGCCAAAGAGACGGGGUUUCGCUCCCGUUCGUCCUUCAAGCUCAUCCAGUUGAACCGCAAAUUCCAGUUCCUUGCGAAAUCACGGGCUCUCUUGGAUCUGUGUGCUGCCCCUGGAGGAUGGCUCCAAGUGGCUUCAAAGUUCAUGCCAAUUUCCAGUCUGAUUAUUGGGGUUGACCUGGUGCCCAUCAAGCCCAUCCCCAACGUGGUCACUCUGCAGGAAGAUAUCACCACAGAGAAGUGUCGCCAGGCCCUGCGCAAAGAACUGAAGACGUGGAAAGUGGACGUUGUGCUGAAUGACGGGGCCCCCAAUGUGGGAGCCAGCUGGGUGCAUGAUGCCUUUUCGCAAGCCAGCCUUACCUUGUCUGCGCUCAAGCUGGCCUGCGACUUCCUGUCCAAGGGUGGCUGGUUCAUCACCAAGGUUUUCCGUUCCCGGGACUACCAGCCCCUUCUGUGGAUCUUUCAGCAGCUCUUCCACAAGGUGCAAGCCACAAAGCCACAGGCCUCGCGCAAUGAAUCGGCGGAAAUCUUUGUCGUCUGCCAGGGCUACUUAGCCCCGGAAAAAAUUGACAGCAAAUUCUUUGACCCCAAGUUUGCGUUCAAGGAAGUGGAGGUGCAAGCUAAAUCUGUGAGUGAGUUGGUGACAAAGAAGAAGCCUAAGGCUGAGGGGUACGAAGAUGGUGCAACAGUUCUCUACAACCGCUGCACGCUGACAGAUUUUCUGAAGGCCUCCAACCCUGUGGACUUCCUCUCCAAGGCCAGCGAGAUUGUCUUGGACAAUGAAGAGCUGAAACGCCACAGUGCAACUACUGAGGAGUUGUGCCAUUGUUGUCAGGACAUCCGUGUUCUAGGCCGCAAGGAGCUCCGGGCGCUCUUGACUUGGAGGGCAAAGCUCAGGCGGUUCCUUGCCAAAAAGUUGAAAGAACAAGCCAAAGAAAUGAAUAUCAGCUUGAGCUCCGGCGAAGAGGAGGAAGAAAUACAGGCUGGGCGAGCAGCUCCGGAGCCCCAGGGUGGUGAUGAGCUGCCAGAAGAAAAAACGGAAGAGGAGGAACUGGAGCUGCAACUAGCCAAUCUCAAGGCCGAGGAGGUGGCGGAACUCAAGCGGAAGAAACGCAAAAUUCUGCGUGAGCGGCGGCGGCAGCGAGAGCGCAUUGAGCUCAAGAUGGACCUUCCAGGUGUUUCUGUGGCAGACGAUGGGGACACAGGGAUGUUCUCCCUCCGGACCAUCAACAAGGAUCAGCUGCUCCACGAGGUGGUCCAGGGUGACAUGACUGCAGCAGACUCUUUUGUGGCAACUGCAACGGCCACAGAUGACCUGUCCCUCUCAGAGGGGGAAGAAUCCGGUGACGACAUCUCUUUAGCCAGCGAGCUGGACGAUGAAGAACUGGCCGAGGUUGAGGAGAAGGCACACCAGCUGAAGUCAGCCCAUGCCCCUGUGAGGACUGCUAAGGAAGAGGAGGAGACUGACGAUGCAGAGGUUGGGAAUCCCCUGCUGGUGCCUCUGGAAGACAAGGAGGAACUUGAGAAGCAUCAGGCCCACCUGUGGUUUGGUAAGGAAGCUUUUGCUGGGAUCGAUGACGACGGCGAUGAGGAUCUGGAGAUUGGGCAGGCCCAGAUCCUGUCCCAAAGCCAGGUGGCUCCUGCAACAGGCUCCCAAAAGGUGGAGAAGAAGCAGAAAAAGGUCCCCAAGUGGGAGGCUGCACCAGAGUUGACCCUCAAAGGAGACCAGGAUUCAGAAGGAACCAAAGCCCCUUCAGAAGCAAAAGAUUCUGACAGGGAAGAGAGUGACAGCAGUGACAGCGACGAGGAGAGAGAGCAGCCAGGUUCGCGUGUGGGAGUGAAGCGUCCCUUGGCAGAGUCAGGUGGUAUCGAGGUGGUCCCUAUUGAAGAUCCAGUGAAACGAGCUCGGAUUCUGGACCCCGAGGGACUGGCGCUGGGAGCAGUCAUUGCCACAUCCCACAAGGCCAAGAGAGAUUUGAUCGAUGACUCUUUCAACAGAUAUGCAUUUAACGAAGAGGAGGGGGAGCUACCUGAGUGGUUUGUCCAGAACGAGCAGGAGCAUCGGCGCAAACCGCUGCCUGUGGACCGGCAGGCAGCCGAAGAGUACCGCCAGCGCUGGCGGGAGAUCAAUGCCCGGCCCAUCAAGAAAGUGGCAGAAGCCAAGGCCCGCAAGAAGCGCCGGAUGCUGAAGAAACUGGAGCAGAUGAAGAAGAAAGCAGAGUCUGUGGUGAACACUGUGGACAUCUCGGAGAGGGAAAAGGCUGCCCAACUGCGCAGCAUCUACAAGAAGGCAGGGUUAGGCAAGGAAAAACGGAAAGUAACCUAUGUCGUGGCCAAGAAGGGCGCAGGCCGGAAGGUUCGCCGGCCCGCAGGAGUGAAAGGUCAGUUCAAGGUUGUUGACAGCCGUCUCAAGAAGGAUGUGAGAGCCCAGAAGCAGAAAGAACAGAAGCCAAAGCGCCGGCGGCGGAAGUAAAGGACUGUUAUGUUACCACGGGAUUGUGAGUGUCUCUCAUGCAGGCCUGAAAUUAGUCAGAAUGUUGAAAGAACGUUCCGGAAUGUUUGGGACACCCUGAACUUGCCAAGCAGCAAUAAAAGGACUAGUUCCUGCCUUGUGCUGUAGCUGUAAAUAUACCAAGACCUGAAAUUUGCACAUGUGGUGGGUAUCGUUUGGGUGCCUUCCCUUCAGGAGUUCUGUUCUUUGUCAUUAAAUCAUUUUUCCCCAUAAG
Molecule: messenger RNA, 3115 nt
Organism: Eublepharis macularius
Lineage: Eukaryota; Metazoa; Chordata; Lepidosauria; Squamata; Eublepharidae
Gene: FTSJ3
Product: FtsJ RNA 2'-O-methyltransferase 3
Exons: 21
Coding region: 340-2862 (840 amino acids)
Biological process (GO): maturation of 5.8S rRNA from tricistronic rRNA transcript (SSU-rRNA, 5.8S rRNA, LSU-rRNA); rRNA methylation; maturation of LSU-rRNA from tricistronic rRNA transcript (SSU-rRNA, 5.8S rRNA, LSU-rRNA)
Cellular component (GO): preribosome, large subunit precursor; nucleus; nucleolus
Molecular function (GO): rRNA (uridine-2'-O-ribose)-methyltransferase activity; rRNA (guanine) methyltransferase activity
Source: RefSeq, a predicted model, not a curated record